Molecule: messenger RNA, 475 nt
Organism: Camelina sativa (false flax)
Lineage: Eukaryota; Viridiplantae; Streptophyta; Magnoliopsida; Brassicales; Brassicaceae
Source: RefSeq, a predicted model, not a curated record
AUAAACCUUAAGUUUGAUUGAUAUAUACUCAAACAAUGUAAGGUAUCACAAGAAAAAUGAAGGUCAAGUCCUGUUUGAUUGCUUCGCUUUUGAUUCUCUCUUUGGUGAUUUUGUCAUACGUCGUUUUAGCUCAAUCAUACAAAUCCAAAGAAGAAACAAUAGCAGAAACGAUCCACAUUCGAAAGAUAAUGAAGAUCGGAGCACCUCGUAGUAAGUCACCACGCGAUCGCCAAUGGGGUGGUAGUGACUCGUCACAAGCCGCAGGUCCAAAUUCACUAUAAGGCGAUGGCUAUACGAUUUGUGGCUACAUCGUAUAAUCUCAAAUAUAUGUUCCUUACUUAGUUUAUGCGAAGUACAAGAUACUUAAGAAAAUCUAUGGCCGGUUCCUAUGUGUUUUUAUUAUUUUUCAAUCCCUAACUGUUGGUUUUUUUCUUGUUCUUUUGGAGUUCCUCCAUACAAGAUCUUUUGUCAACGA